This is a messenger RNA of Tribolium castaneum (red flour beetle), 802 nucleotides long. RefSeq names its product Secretory 20 (gene Sec20). The transcript has 3 exons. The coding region runs from base 102 to 776 and encodes 224 amino acids. Lineage: Eukaryota; Metazoa; Arthropoda; Insecta; Coleoptera; Tenebrionidae. Gene Ontology annotation, cellular component: endoplasmic reticulum; SNARE complex. Gene Ontology annotation, biological process: retrograde vesicle-mediated transport, Golgi to endoplasmic reticulum. The record is from RefSeq and is a predicted model, not a curated record. Gene Ontology annotation, molecular function: SNAP receptor activity.
UUGGCGCCAUUGCUUGGUUCAAAAACGGAAAACCCUGCUCAUGAGUAGGUUACUAGAUUUACAUUCCAUUAGCUUAGUCGGGUGCUAACGAGCUUAAAACGAUGGAUUCAUCCGAUUACGUGCUAGAAACGUUGAGAAAAGACAUAACUGAGCACAAUUUACAAAUUAGAGCGAUAAUUCAGGACAUCAACGCAUGCGUCGGCCCAUUGGCUGAAUUGCAAGGUUUGAAUAGCGCGGGACGUUCAAAAAUUUCCGCCUUGCGGAAAUUCAUCGACAAAUUCGGGGAUAUAGCCAAAGAGCGCAAAAACCCCACGUUUUUGAAAGACGUAGUUUCGUAUCGUGAACAAUUAGCGAGCACAAUGGAGGCGUUCAAAAAGGCCAAUAUUAGUGCGAUGUUGGCCAUAGAAAAGGGGGCUCAGGAGGAGUUGUUGAAACCGAAAACUGAGGAAACGGCGCUGCGUCAAAGGCAAAAACGCGAUAAGGAAAAUUUGGUCAAAAUGAGCUCAAAUGUAACCGAACAGUUGUUAUCAAUCAGUCGGCAAUUAGCUGAUACGACGAAAAGGAGUGCGGAUACGCUGGACGCGCUAGUUACUUCCUCCGAUAGUGUAAUCGGGUCACAGGAAGAACUCAAAAUAACCUCAAGUACAAUUAGCCAGUCGGGGAAAUUGCUGGCGAAGUAUGGGCGAAGGGAAUUCACCGAUAAAAUCCUCAUGUUCUUUGCGUUUGUCUUCUUUGUGGCGUGUGUUUUUUAUAUCGUGCAAAAACGAUUAUUUUAAAUAAACUUCAACUACUUUCGUUAUAA